Jatropha curcas is the source of this 1134-nucleotide messenger RNA. The record is from RefSeq and is a predicted model, not a curated record. Lineage: Eukaryota; Viridiplantae; Streptophyta; Magnoliopsida; Malpighiales; Euphorbiaceae.
AUGGGUGAACUGCGCUUUGGUCAAAGUAUUAUUCUUGGUUUUACAAGGCCAAGAAUCUUCUACCAGAUGCUUAUGAAAGGUCUCAAGCCCAAUAUGUACACAUUUAUUGGUGUAAUAAGGUCUUGUACCAGUCUUUUGGAUGUGCGCUUUGGAAGGCAAGUACAUGCUCAUAUCAUAAAGAACAGCCUUGAUGGUAAUGAUUUCAUUGGAACAGGUCUCAUUGACAUGUAUGCAAAAAGUAGAUGCUUGGAGGAUGCAGAUGUAGUUUUCAAUAGAUUAGCUAAUAGGGAUCUCUUCUCUUGGACAGUCAUCAUCUCUGGUUAUGCACAAACUGAUUAUGCAGAAAAUGCUGUGAAGUACUUAGUAGAGAUGCUAAGAGAGGGUAUGAAGCCUAAUGAGUUCACUCUUGCCAGCUGUUUAAGCGGAUGCUCCCAUAUAGCAACCUUGGGAAAUGGGCAGCAGCUGCAUUCCGUGGCAAUUAAGUCUGGGCAUUUUGGUGAUCUAGUGGCAAUUAAGUCUGGGCAUUUUGGUGAUCUAUAUGUUGCUAGUGCACUUGUUGAUAUGUAUGGGAAGUGUGGGUGCAUAAAAGAUGCUGAGGCCAUUUUUAAGGGCUUGUUUUCACGGGAUACAAUCUCAUGGAAUACAAUUAUAUCUGGAUACUCACAACAUGGACAAGGGAAGAAUGCUCUUGAAGCCUUUCAGAUGAUGUUAGAUGAAGGCAUUGUGCCUGAUGAGAUCACUUUCUUAAGUGUUCUUGCCACUUGUAGCUACAUGGGUUUGGUAGAGGAGGCAAAACGGUUUUUUAACUUGAUGCGCAAAGCUUAUGGGAUCAAUCCUUCGAUUGAGCAUCAUGCUUGUAUGGUUGAUGUUCUUGGUCGAGCAGGAAAAUUCAAUGAGGUUGAGGUCUUCAUUGACAAAAUGAAGCUAACACCAUAUUCCUUGAUCUGGGAGACUGUUCUUGGAGCAUGUAAAUUGCAUGGGAAUGUUGACUUGGGUGAACGAGCGACGUUGGUAGAACGAGCUGUCUUGAGAAACUAUUUGAACUUGAACCCAGUAAUGGACUGCCAGUUAUAUAUUGCUAAAUCAAACAUUUUUGCGGCCAAAGGUAGGGGUAGGAUGAGGUUAAAAAAAUAA